Molecule: messenger RNA, 2601 nt
Organism: Kwoniella mangroviensis CBS 8507
Lineage: Eukaryota; Fungi; Basidiomycota; Tremellomycetes; Tremellales; Cryptococcaceae
Exons: 7
Coding region: 1-2601 (866 amino acids)
Source: RefSeq, a predicted model, not a curated record
AUGGCAGGAGGACCUAGUCUGACAUGGGUGGGCUACAACCUCCUUCGAUUGACUGCUAUCGUGAUAAUCUGUUGGGCAUUAGCAGUCCAAUUCAUCGCCAUAGGAAACGAUAUGUCAGCAUAUUCUGACACCCAAUCUACCUCAACCUGCAAUAUUUCCAGCGGCGUACGGUUUUCAUCUACCUCUACUGCGAGUAGUCGGAAUCCCUAUGCUGCUCCUACAGCUCGAUCAUCAUCGACUAUCAUCGCCGCUAUCGGAGCGACCACUCAAACACCUCCAGCCAAGAGAAGUCUCGAGGACAUAACGACGACGUACCUCAUAAAAAGGCAGAAUGGCGACUCAGAUGGUGAAGUAGAGGAAGCCAACUAUGGAAGGUCUUCUGUACCCAGACAGCCUGGCGGAGUAGUAUUUACGAUUUUCUCGAGACUGAUUAUGGCAUCUACACUGUCUUUAUUGCUUCUAGUACAGUUCGGCUGGCCCGAGAUGUUCCUCUACGAUCAUGUCCCAUGGCUCGGUCCGCAGAGUACACCAAUUUGGCUGGGAUUGAUACAGACCAUCGUGGCAAUUGAGAAUCUUCGAGUAUAUGCCAAAUCAUCUGUACUCCUUCCUUGCUGGGCGCUGUUCGUCAUCGGUCUGAUCAACCUUACGAUUGGUGGUGUCCUCUUAUGGCUUGGACGCAAUUUACCUAAAUCCCCCUCUCCCCCCUUAUAUUUCAAUCUUUCCACAAGGGUUCUGUACUUUCGUCCUCCUCCACAAUGUUACGAUCCCAUCACCAAGCCCUACAAGCAAACAAACAGGAUAUCAGAUCCAGAAUUACAAGACUCAGCGUUGGAGAAAAAGCAACUACCUUCGUCGAAUCUCAAAUCGUUAGGUUUAGUCUCAGAUGACGAACACGAGCUUGAAAAGAUUUCGAUUCACUCCGAAGAAGGUUUCAGUCUACCUAUCGAAUCUCAAUUCAAGAGACAAACGCCUAUAGAUUCAUCCCAUACGGAAACAAGAAAUGGUAAAGACCAGAAGCAAUAUACAGAUGUGACUAAAGGUGGAUAUCCCACUUUCUCAGGAGGAGGACUUACCGACCCUUCUUCCCAGGUUCCACUGGGUUUUAUUGAACGUACGAAAGAUGGAAGGAAAAUUGAAUUUAUCAAUUCCGAGAUUGGUCAAGAUCAGCAGAGCGCUCAACAGCAGAAGCGACGAUCGGAUUUACCUCCUCGUAGUCAAUCGAGGAAGAAGGCAAUGACACUUGAUAAUUCGCCACAACCCCAUGACAAGCUGGUUAAUCUGGGUGCCUCGACCAGUAGACCAAGAGCCGAUAGCGUAGACACCCAAACUUUGAUAUCCAAAGGCAGGGACAAGGAACGAGAAGAAGACUUGGGAUCGGGUGAGAAUGGACUAGAAGAAGCUGCUAAACAUGCUAGAAUGAGGAGAUCGACUUUAUCGUCAAUGACUUUCGGUCCUUUACCUUCUACAUUACCAUUCGAUAAACCGGAAUCAAUGCCCUUGCCUAUGCCUGAUGCGAUUCCGCAGAAUAAUCAAGACAAGGCCAGUAGGAUGGAAGUGGACUUGAAAAGAUCAAAUUCGAAAUCAUCUACCAAGGGUCAUGGUAUGGGUAAUGGUGAGAAGAGACGUCAAUCAACUUCAUCUUAUCUUUCUGCCACAUUGGAGAUGGGUCCGAGGUUUCCUUUCCCGCCUUCUCGUCAGACUUCUCUAAGGAAAUCUUACAAGCCACAGUCAGACGAGAAGGAAGAAGAUAGUGUGAGACAGAUAGUUGAAUCUCCCAAAGAAGUUGGUUUGACAAGUGAGACCAAAGGUCCGAGACCACCUUUCAGGGCAGGAUCUAAGAGAGAGAAACGCACAGUCAAUUCAGCUGAUACACCGUUAGACGAAGACAAGGAUCAGACACCAGUGGAAAGGAGGAUAAGAAGGGAAGAAAAAGAUAAGAAAAGACAAUCCAAGUCAAAGUUACCCUUAAGCCCUCCUACAUCGCCCCCUUCUAUACCUCUUCCUAAUAUACCAAAAUCACCUAAAACUCCUAGAUCCUCUCAUCCCUCAGUUCUCCGCCGUCGAUCAUCCUCAUCAUUCACAGCUACUUCCCCCAAGUUGAGUUCAGGUCGUAAACGAGCAGCGACGUUAGCUACCCCCGCUCCAGUAGGAUCAUUAAGACCCUCUUUAUCCGUUAAGAGAGCCAGUUCAACUCGAAGGGGAUCGAGGACAGCCAGAGGAGUAAGGUUCAACCUGUCUCCACACGCUGAAACUGAUGAUCAGAUUCAGAGUGAAUGGUCGUCCUCUUCUGACGAGGAUAGUGGUAAUGAAGAGAUAGGAGAGAUUAGGGAGUUGGUCAUUAACGAUGAUGAUUGUGGUUUUGUUGGCACGCCCACUCAGAAAUUACAUAGGCCCGAAUCGAUCUCUUUGGAUGAUGUUGAUUUGAAAGGAAAGAAAGGGAUUAGUUCAAAUAACAGUGGGAGAACGAGGAAUCAAACUGUCAGUAAACAGCAGAACAAGAAGGAUAGUGGAUAUGAUGAUUUAAAGCGGAAUAAGAGUCAGAGUAAGCCAAUGAUUUUUGGUGGGGAUUAUCUAAAUGGCGGUAGAGAGAACUACUUGUAA